Daldinia childiae is the source of this 4416-nucleotide messenger RNA. RefSeq lists its product as uncharacterized. The transcript has 2 exons. Bases 1 to 4416 code for a protein of 1471 amino acids. NCBI's taxonomy places the organism in Eukaryota, Fungi, Ascomycota, Sordariomycetes, Xylariales, Hypoxylaceae. Gene Ontology annotation, molecular function: protein binding; structural constituent of nuclear pore. Gene Ontology annotation, cellular component: nuclear pore. Gene Ontology annotation, biological process: RNA export from nucleus; protein import into nucleus. The record is from RefSeq and is a predicted model, not a curated record.
AUGGCAUUCAGCUUUGGAAACGUGGGACAGACAGUUGGGGAUGCCGCCCAAGGGCCACCGGAACCUAUUCAGACCGAAGCCCUCGGAUUCCUGUCGUUGUCUGGUGAUGCUAAGCUACGUUUAACGUCGCAGUGGUCUCCGCCCCCCUCUAAUAAUGCUUCCCUUCUCAGCAUUGCGUCGCGACAAGGUCUUGUUGCCGCUGCCGGUCCUGAUGGUGUCGUGCUGGCCACCACGGAAGCCGUUCGAAAAGCAUUCGAUAGCCCUAAAGAUGGCGAUGAUGAUAUCCGAGCUUUCGAGCCUCCAUUCACGUUACCAUUACCUAUUCGAAUAUGUCAAUUGGCUUUUACGACUGACGGAACCUAUCUGAUAUUGUCAGCCGAGGAGCGUGGAGGUUUAGCGGUAUAUGAGACCCAAGCCCUGCAGCAAGGCUCGACUGAGACCGCUUUCGAAAUACCCACGAAUGGCGAGUCACUUAGGGCUUUGGUACCGAACCCUAGCCUGGAGAAGAGCGAACUAUGCGCCAUUGUGACGAACGAAGGCAAACUUUUGAUGGCGAACAUGAAGGAGCGUGGUUUUGUAUCACAACCCACCGGACAGGUUCUGAGGAACCAAGUUAGCUGUGUCGCUUGGAGUAAUAAGGGAAAGCAGUUGGUGGCUGGCCUUGGUGAUGGUACUAUACAGCAAAUGACACCCAAUGGUGAAGUCAAGGCGGAUAUUCCUAGGCCACCGGAUUUGGAUGCAAAUUACUUUGUUUCGUCUUUGGUUUGGCUCGAGAACGAUCUUUUCCUAGCAUUCCAUGUGCUUGCCUCAGAAGAGUCUCCCCAGACUAGAUGCCAUCUGAUCACAAGACAAGGGGAUAAUUUCCAAUUCCAAAAGCUCAGCGACCCGGUAGAGCCCUUUGGCAGCAACCGGACUCCCCAUCAUACUCUUGUGCGGUUGAAGGACUUCCCACCAAAUCUUCAGGACCUCCUUAUUUGCUCCUCGACAGCUAGAGAAGAUAUUGGUCUUUUUACGCGUUCGAAGACGCCGCUAGCUCCAGGUGCCCCGUCGAAUAUCUUCACCACCACAGAGUUAGCCGAUGAUUCUAAGCGGGCCACUUUACCAAUGGGCGAAGGUAUGGAGACCCCGGCAGUAAUUGGUACAGCUCUCGAUUUGUCUAGUCGGGAGAAGGUUUAUAAACCUAUACCUACUGAUGAGAUAGAUCAAUCGCCUGGUCCAUUACCAGGUUAUUGGGCUUUGAAUGCUGAAGGUGUACUUUCUGUUUGGUGGGUUGUAUAUUCCGAAUCCAUUAGGGGCGGGACUACAUAUCCGGGGAUUAUAGCUGUAGAAGGCAAUACGGCGGGCUCUACCGAAACGACAACCCCCAAACCCGUUCAACCAAACCCAUUCGGGGCCUCAAAUCCUCCUGCUUUUGGAGCCCCGUCAGCAGCAGCUGGGACGGCGUUUGGUAGCACCUCAACAUUGGGCUCAAAGAGUUCGCCCUGGGGGGCUCAGCCUUCCUCUGGUGAUGCUAGUAAGAUUGCAUUUGGAUCGAAUACUUUUGGCGCCGGUACUGCUCCCGCGGCGCCGAAGUUCGGUACACCUGCAUUUGGCACACCAAGUUUUGGUACUAGUCCCGCACCGGCAUUUGGGCAAUCUACCGGGCUCGGUACAAGAUCUUCGCCUUGGGCUUCAGGGUCUGCUUCAACUGGCACGCCUGCUUUCGGUCAAUCGGGCUUUGCUAGCAUCGCUAAUAACUCUAAUAAUGCGGGCGGAGCUAUGGGAUCGUUCGCAGGCUCAAACUCCAGUGCCGCGGAUUCAAGUAGUGGGUUUGCUAGUUUUGCAAACAAGGGCGGCUUUGCUUCCAUUAUAACUAAUAAUACUUCUAGCGGACCGAGUAUAUUCGCAUCUACGAAGCCGGAUGCGCCUGAUAUCUCUAUGGACACAGAUACUAGCUCCGUAUUCCGGGCUCCAAGCUCUAAGCAGAGUACGGGGACUGGAAAUGUUUUUGGGUCGCAGCCGUUUAAAUUGACGUCUAGUUUUCAACGUGAUCCGAAUGCAGGAGAAAAUGAUACUGACGAAAAGACACCGAAGACGGAGAAGCUGUUGUUCGGCUCGGGCUUCGCAGCUACAAUAGACGAAUCAGCAAAGCCUGUAGCCACGGGUCCAUUCGCGACCGGGACAGGGAAUCCCUUUUCGAAGCCAGCACCAUCAUCGAAUGCGGAGUCAACUACGCCAACAUCGACGCCCGCGCCAUCCAAAUUCAUAUCCCCCACCUCGUCGGCGCCGCAAGGCAAAGGAAUCUUCGGAUUUCAACCGAAAACUCCUAGCGGCCUUAGCACCGUUUUCGGUUCUUCUGUCUCUCAGACACCAACAUCUGAAACUCCUCAAGUGAAAACGGAGCCAGAAACUCCUAAGCCCCUUAAAGGUAUUCUAGACGCACCUCUUCCUCCAGAGUCUACUAGCAAAGAUGCUUACUCAUUAGGCGACUCGACAUCAUCUGCCACUUCAGAAGUCAAAGAUACGCCUCCCAGGGCCGAAGGUGCACCUUUACCCCCUGACUUUGCCGACUCAACUCCUAAGCAGGCGGACCAGGAGGCCUCACGCAAAGCAUUACCUGUUGCUAACGACAGUGCACCUCUACCACCUGAUCCUGUCUAUAAUAAGAAGGCCUACGACGCUCCUCUACCCCCGUUGCCUGUGACUGUUACUGAGGCCAAACCUGUCGAUGACUCGCCCCUACCACCGGAUCCUGUAAAGCAGCCGAAAGCUUACGAAACUAAGUUACCAGCACUUCCCAUUGCUAAGCCAGUAUCUGAAGUUAUUGGGCCUGGAUUCAAGUUUCCAACAAACCCUCCUCCUGUUCCGUCGGAUAGUGAGGAUGAUGACCUAUCUGAAGAGGAGGAAGAGGAGGAGGAAGGCACUGAGGCUGUUAGUGAAGGUAGUGGCGUCGAUGUCGCUAAAGAUCUCAGCCCUUCUAGUACGGGUAAUAACAAGACCCCUGGGUUUACACCCCAAAGCUCUUUUGAUGGUUUGGCAGGAAGCUUCACUACUAUAUCCCGCCCAGAUCAAGACCGGCGAAACGUCUUUGGCGAAUUGAGCCGGAACGCUCCAAUUUUCCCCCAACCAAACCCAGUUAGCCCCCGCUCACCAAGCCCAGUGCGAGGCUCAGUACCGACGAGAAUGCUCGGCAGGGACCAGUCGCGAUCGUUUAGUGCACCUGGUAUGGCAUCUCAAAUUCUUGGUGCAUCUAGACGACAGCAAUCCCAGCUCGGUCCCUCGGUUCCCAACGCCGCCUAUCUUGAAGAUAUGAUCGAGAAGCAACGGAAAGCAAAGGCGAAGAAGGAUGCCGAGGAAAAGCAGUUGCUUCUUGACGAAGAGGAUGAUGUUGUCCAAAACCUGCUGAAAGCAGAACUCAAGCCAACGUUGGAGCUUGACGAAUUCAUUGCACACCCAGGUGCAGUGCCACCAGCAGGUGAUAGUGUGCCUUCGCAAGUCGAGGCUGUAUAUCGAGACAUCAACUCAAUGAUUGAUACACUUGGUCUUAACGCACGAUCUCUCGCGAGCUUCAUUAAGGGGCACAGAGAGCUCUAUGCUAAGGAGUAUACGAGACAUGACUUGGCUAUCCUAGAUGACUGGACCCUAAACGGACUUGAGAGCUUAGCUCACAUUAUUGACCAUGAUCUAACCAAUGCCCUCGAGGAAGCGAGAGUGAGGGACGUAGCGGGAAAGCUCGUAGAAUGCGAAGAUAUCCAACGUGAGCUUACUCGCGAUCGUAACAAGCAGGCGGACCUCAAGAAAAUUAUUAGCUCGCAUGUUGAUCCAGAACAAACUAUUGCAAAUCGUAGUUUACCUCUUAGUGCCGAACAGGCAGCACAACAGAGUGAUUUACGACGAGAGUAUGCAAAGUUUGCAAAGGUAUUAACGGAAGCAGAGGAAAACCUAACCCUGCUCAAGGCUAAGAUCGUUUCUGCCAACAGCGCUAAUGGGAAGGGUGGUCCAACACCGACUAUCGAAGCGGUUGUGCGCACCAUUACUAAGCUGACCACCAUGGUCGAGAAACGUAGCGGCGAUAUCGACGUCCUCGAGAAUCAGAUGCGAAAGCUGGGUGUCAGUUCGCACGGCCCAAACAGUCGCGAGGGCUCGCCCUUCGCCACGCCAAACGCUAAGAGACUAUCCACGUCAGUAUUCUCUCCAGAACGCUCAAUGCGGGAGAGCACACCGCAACGUGGCAGUGUGUUCCGUCACUCGGUAUCAGGGAGUAUCGGCGGAGGCAUGUUUAACACACCGCCACGCAAGAAACUGAGCGGCUUUGGGGACGUAGAGAAGAAGGCUGUGAAGGAAAAACGGGAGCGUAGGACGGCUGUACUCGGAAAACUUAGGGGUAGCCUCCAGAAAAAGGGGGCGGGUGUCUGGGCUGUGGAUGAUAUUGAAUAG